AUGUCUCAAAGAUAUUUAGUGCUUCUUCAUUGCGUUUUUCUUCUCUUGAGUGUGUUUAAAACCGAUUGCUAUUCAUUACAAUCUCGUAGCAAUUCGAAAGCAAAGCAUUCUCAAAAUAAUGGUGUUGUACAAGGAAAAAUAGGAGUUUUAAGAAACAUAGGAAAAAGAGAUCAUAGAGCAAAUAGUGCUUUCUUAAAGGUACAUGAUGAAGAAAAUACUGAUUUUUAUAACCUCAAAUUACAUGAAAAGAAUUUUAGAUGGAGUUUACCUUUAGCUUUAGGAUCCGAAAAAUCAGUCGUUGAUUUAGUUUUAACACUUGGCAAUUCCUCUACUGCAUUCUAUUGCCAUGAUGAAACAAAACCCUCUCCAGAAACUGAAACAUUAGGAUAUGAUUUAUCACAAUCCAAAGAUUUAAAAUAUGUUGAUUGCAAAAGUGAACAAUGUACUGAAGUUUUAGGAAGUAAUGAAUGUUUAGUUUUAGAUGAAUAUUUUAAACAAUUAAAAGGAUACGCUUUAAGAAAAAAAAAUUGUAAAAGCAAAUUUUGCGAUUAUGUAAAUAGCAUGAACUUUUUAAGUAUGAGCGAUCCAGCAGUUGAUAGAAAUGCAUCUGUAUGUCCAUUUGAUCAAAAAAUUGAUAGCGACCAAAUUAAAGGAUUUUAUUUUAAUGAUUCCUUUUUAAUUAAUGAAAGCACAAAAAUAACAUAUGAUUAUUUUGGAUGUAUAACAGAAAACACAAAUUUAAAUCUUAAUGCAGAUACAUCUGGUGUUAUUGGAUUAGCUAAUGAUCAUGAUUCUACUAAGAAAUAUUCAUCUAUUUUAAACUCUUUCGUUUCAAACUCUGGCUCAAAAAAAAAUGUAUUUGGUUUAUGUUUAAUUGAAGGAGGUGGAUUUGUUUCUUUUGGUGGAUAUGACAAAGUAGCUUUAGGCCCUGUUCCCCCUGUUAAAGAAGAAGCAGGCACAGUUUUAGAUGAUAGUGAUUAUGAUGAUUCAGACUUGACAUAUAAAAAUACAUUAUUAUCUGUCGAUGAAUCAGAUGGUUUCCUUUGGGUACCUUAUGCUGAAUCUGAAAAGGGAGCAUACAAAAUAAAAAUUCCAAAAAUCAAUUUGAAUGCCACUGGUGAUAAUUCAGAACAUGAAGUUAAUAAAGAUUUUACUCUUGAUACAUAUGACUAUUUUCUAUCAUUGCCAAAAGAAGCAUCAACUAAACUUACAGAACAAAUCAAUAAAAUAUGUAAAGGUUUAGGUGAAAAAUGUAAAUAUGAUGCCGACUCUGCAUCAUUCCAAAUGGGAAGCGAACAAAUAGGCUCUUUCCCAUCCAUAGAAUUCAUUUUUGGUGAACACAAAGUGAUAGUCCCCCCACAAGAAUACAUAAUAGACAACGGAAAAAACCAUUACAAAGUUUUAGUAAAACACGCUGAAGGCGUUGAAAAACUUGGAGUUCCAUUUUUCUUAAGCAAAUAUAUAGUAUUUGACAACGAACAAAAAAAAUUAGGUAUUGCACAAUCUAAAUGUCACACCACCAACGCAUAUGCACCCGUCGCUUCUCCUCCUAUAAAACCAGAAGUACCUAAAGUACCAGGAGGAGAUAAAGAACCAGGUGAAGUUGUUAUAGUACCAGAAGUACCUAAAGUACCAGGUGAAGUUGUAGUACCAGAGGAUGGCCAAGAUAAAGGUUUUUAUGAAAACAAUAAAACCGCCAUUUUAGCAGUUUCUGGUGUUGCUAUUUCAGGAUCUAUUAUUGGAAGUAUUUUUUAUCUUUUAUAA
This is a messenger RNA of Plasmodium vinckei vinckei, 1764 nucleotides long. RefSeq names its product aspartyl protease, putative. Bases 1 to 1764 code for a protein of 587 amino acids. The record is from RefSeq and is a predicted model, not a curated record. Gene Ontology annotation, biological process: proteolysis. NCBI's taxonomy places the organism in Eukaryota, Apicomplexa, Aconoidasida, Haemosporida, Plasmodiidae. The transcript has 6 exons. Gene Ontology annotation, molecular function: aspartic-type endopeptidase activity.